UGUUUACAGACAGUCGUCAAAAUGUAAUGUACAAAUAUCAGCUGCUUUUACAUUAAACACAGGAUUUACAUUUAACAGUAUAACAUGAGUGCGUGUAGGGGAGAAGCACAGAGCAAAUAAGACUUCAAGAAAUCAGCAUUUAUUUGGACUCAGAUUCUGUGGUUUUGAUGUUGUUUGAUGUGAUUUGAAGAUGUGAACCAAGAAGUUCUCAGAGGGCAAAGUCUUCUGUAAAACUGCUCACUGCAAAGUCACAGUGUGGUGUAACAUGGCACCUGCAAGUUGUGUCUUAAUGUGAGAAGUCAAACAUGGAUGAAGCAGAAGAUUUAGAGACACUUGGUGAGAAGCUGUAUAAUCUGAUUCUCCCCAAACACAAAGAAAAUGCUGGAAAACUCACAGGUAUGCUGCUGGAACUGCCAGGUCCUGUCCUCAGUCAGAUGCUGCAGGACAAGGCCAUGCUGACAGCAGCUCUGGAGAAAGCCCUCCGAGCCCUGCAGCUGGCACAGGACCCCAGCAAAGGAACAUGUAAGGACGAGGAUGACAUGUCUGCAUCCUCUGACUCUCUGGGGGAGCAGCUGUUUGAGCUGGUGGAUGUUUACAACACCGGCUAUUCACAGAAAAUCACAGGAAUGCUUCUGGAGCAGCACAAAGAUGCAGUUUCAAACCUUCUUUCAGAUCCAAAACUGUUGGAAGAGCAGGUGAACUUCGCCCUGAAGACACUUAAAGAACAGAACAUGGAGGAGACGGACAUAAGUGACACUUCGGACGCUGAUGACACAGAGAGGCUCGGAGAAAAAAUCUUCUCACUGGUGGAAGAGAUGGAUCCACUUCAUGCAAAUGAUAUUACAGGUAUGCUACUGGAGAUGGAACCAGCUGCUCUCCAACAGCUGAUCAGUGACCACACGAUGCUGGAAGUCGCUGUUCAGAAAGCACAAGCAGCACUGGACACUCAGAAUCAACCUCUCUCUACGUGAACAGGAGAGGAAAACAACAUUUUACACGCAGAAUAGGAAAUUAAUAAAUUAAUGACUUUGAAUAACUUAAAUAAUAUAACGCUGGGAUGAGUUGGCACGUCACACAAGGAGAUCAUACAAGUCGCCUGUAUAAGCUAUCUGUGUUUUAUACUGAUUGUUGAGCAAACUGCAGAGAGUUUGACUAGACUUACUGCAAAUAGCUGAAGAGUUUAGUAAGCCCAAAUUGAUAUUGCCACUUUCUAAUACGGGUUUUCACUUUGCUAACACACGAUAGUCUUUCUCAGAUAAAUGGACUGAACAUAAGUGCCAGUGUCUAAUGAAAAAUAUUUAUUAAUCAGUAUGUCUCACCUCGGAGACAAACUUCCACAAAAGGACGCUGGAAUCAUUGUUGUUUGAUGCAUGUAUGGAUAACUGGACAAAUCUAAUGUCUCCAAGGGGCCCAAAGUGUGCAGGGCCUUGACCUGAAAAAUGUCCCGAGAAGAGACGCGUAGCAAACCAGUAAGAGCCUCAAAACGACUACAAGAAAACGUCAAAUGAAUUACAAAGAGACCAAACCAACAGCUGCAAAGAGAUUUAGGACCAUGAAAGACAACCACAAAGAUACUCUAAAUGACUACAAAGACACACAAAAUGACCACAAUGAGACACAAAACAACAGACGAAAAAGGUUAAAAUACAAAAAGACCAAAACAAUGACAAAGUGACAUAAAACACAAACUACAAAUAGAUGCAACAUGACCAUAAAGAGAAACAAAACAAUGACAAGAGGCUAAACACCUAUAAAGUAUCUAUGUAGGAAAGAUGGUGGCGCAUUUGCAUGUCUGUGCCCAGGAAUCCAUUGUCUCAUUGAUGAAUAUGUUUACAGAAAGAAUGAUGUAAGUGUUGCCAACAGUCAUACACAACAAUAUAUUUGAUAUUGUUUUGUAUUUUAAAUGAUGAUGUAAGUGUAAGUUGUUGAUAUGUCUUUGCCAUUGGAAAAAUACAGCAGAUUAUAUAUAAACAAUGGACUUGAAGUUGAAAUAUCUCAAAUAGGUCAAAACAAUUUGUUAACAUGACACAUGCUUAUAUUUAAGUGGCUGCACACGCACAAGGUAGCGGUUAAGGAGCUGGCGGUUAUGAUAAUGGUGCUAACGCUGCCGUGAAGUUGUGAGAAGUUGAGCACAGCGCCAGCUAAUACAACUUUGUUUGUUGUAAACAAAAAAACAGAGAAACUCUGAUUUAAACACACAUGAAGGGGUCUGACUUCAUUCUUUGUCCAGGGCACCAUUAUCCCACCAUAUUUUUUACAUAGUAACGUUAACAUAACAGGAUGACAACGGCGGACAGGUAAGCCAACAGCUAACAAUUGCUCGUAAACACAACAGUUUCUAAGAUUACUAUACUGUAAGCAGGUAUCAAAAUGUAUGACCCUGUGUAUUUAUGUUAAAGCAUUUACCAGUGAAAAAGACAAUAAC
Molecule: messenger RNA, 2425 nt
Organism: Centropristis striata (black sea bass)
Lineage: Eukaryota; Metazoa; Chordata; Actinopteri; Perciformes; Serranidae
Exons: 6
Coding region: 306-971 (221 amino acids)
Biological process (GO): protein polyubiquitination; regulation of double-strand break repair
Cellular component (GO): nucleus
Molecular function (GO): RNA binding
Source: RefSeq, a predicted model, not a curated record